Messenger RNA from Lindgomyces ingoldianus, 900 nucleotides. RefSeq lists its product as uncharacterized. NCBI's taxonomy places the organism in Eukaryota, Fungi, Ascomycota, Dothideomycetes, Pleosporales, Lindgomycetaceae. The coding region runs from base 89 to 661 and encodes 190 amino acids. The transcript has 3 exons. The record is from RefSeq and is a predicted model, not a curated record. Gene Ontology annotation, biological process: formation of translation preinitiation complex. Gene Ontology annotation, molecular function: RNA binding.
CUUCAACUCCUGAUAGCGGGGCACUUCCACGCCACGACCCUCCUCACGCGCACCCAAUUUUUUACAACUCUAAUUUCGCACCGCCAAAAUGUUCAAAAAAGAUGCAACCCCCGGCGCAAAAUCCAAAGUGAAAUCCUCCGCUCAGCGCGCCAUCCGCUCGAAAGUGCUCGACGAAUACCCCAAGCUCGAGCCAUAUAUCGAAGAUAUCAUGCCGAAGAAGGAGCAGCUAGAUCUCGUGAAGCUACCCGACCGCGUCUCCCUCUAUACUCUCGGAUCCACCCCCCUUUUUUUCCAACACAUGGACGACGCAUUCAUGCCCCACCUAUCUCUCGUGCACAAAUACCCCUCCGCAUUCCACCGCCUGCGGAUCGACCGCGGGGCCAUACGCUUCGUACUCUCUGGCGCCACGCUCAUGGUCCCGGGCCUCACAUCCGCGGGUGGCCGGCUGCCAAAUGACCCCGAAGAUACGGAGGGGACUUAUGGCGAUGAGGAGCUUGAGGCAGGGGAGGUGGUGGUGAUUGAGUCCGAAGGGAAGGAGAAUGCGUGUUUUGUGGGCGUGUUGAAGAUGGGGACGAGGGAGAUGAAGAAAGUUAAGAAAGGGCAGGCAUGUGAGGCGGGGCAUUAUCUGGGUGAUGGACUUUGGGGUUUAAAUUUGGGCUGAGGGGGGAAGGGAGGAGAGAGUUGCUUGAAUAUGGUCUCGGGACGAUGGAAGCUCCUGUCCUUAUGUAUAGAGGCAUUUGGGCAGAUAAGGAUAGAAAGUAGCAAAGUAGCAAAAAUCCCAAGAAGGUAAGGAGAGCUAUGGGAGUUAACUAGACUAAGCCUGCGUGGAGGGCAGCAUGCAGCACACUCUAAUCGAGAAGACAGCUAUCAUAGCCUUGGCCUGGAGCCCAUCCAAGCAUC